Chiloscyllium plagiosum (whitespotted bambooshark) is the source of this 547-nucleotide messenger RNA. The record is from RefSeq and is a predicted model, not a curated record. Lineage: Eukaryota; Metazoa; Chordata; Chondrichthyes; Orectolobiformes; Hemiscylliidae.
AGUUUUUUUUAAAAUCUUUCCUUUAUACAUUAUUCUAGGUUGGAGAUCUUGUUUUUGCACAGUUUGUUGUGGCCAAUAAAGAUAUGGAACCAGAACUGGUUUGCAUUGACAGCUGUGGCCGAUCUAAUGGGAUGGGAGUGAUUGGACCAGAUGGAUUAUUAUUUAAAGUUUCACUGAGUAUUGCACGCAAGCUGCUUUCUCCAAACUGUGACGUCAUGAAGAACCUCGGGGAAUUGUACCCAUUUGAAGUAGUGGUUGGAAUGAAUGGACGGAUAUGGGUAAAAGCCAGAACAUUGAAGCAUACGUUAUUAGUGGCUAAUGUAUUGGAAAGCUGUGGGAACAUGACUGCGGAACAAAGGAGACAUGUCUUCAAAAAACUGUCAGAAAAUGUGCCAUAAAUCCAAGACUCAUCAAAUUCAAUAUGAGUGUUUUGAACUUGGAUAAAUGUCCUUGAAGAUACAAACACUGGAAGAAAAAUGAUUUCGAUUAUAACAUGAACAGUUUGUCUGACGUUUUGAUAACUAAUAAAUAUUUUGGUUAUAAAAUA